AUGGGGAAGUUCGACCAUAUCGCCGAAUUGACCGGCUCAGAUAAUUUUCCAAGUUGGAGACAAGCCGUCGAAUUGGCUCUAGCUGGAGAAGGGCUCUGGAAUCACUGUAGCACGGGCACCAAUCCUCAUGAUGUUGCAGAAUUCGCCAGUGUGUUGCCCACAGCUGCUACUGCAGGCCAGCCCACAGCGGCAGAACUCGUGCUCAUGAAAGACUGGAUUAAAGAGGAUGCUCAGGCAAAGGCGAUAAUCGGGAGAAGACUCUCACCUGUCGUUCAAAGUAUUCUCGGCGAGAAAUUGACGGCUCGUCAGCAAUGGGAGUUGCUCACGAAGCGCUUCGCCCGUCUCGACGUCACCUCACAGUAUGAACUCCGUUCUCAGCUCUUCUCCGAGAGACUCAAAGACCCCGAUGACGCCCCCCGCUAUCUUGGAGUAUUCGAAAAUGGACGUCGUAGGUUCGCUGAGAUGGGGGUGACCUUCAUGGAUGGGGAGAGCAUUUUCAUGUUGCUCAGCGGGCUUCCUGAGACACCACAGUGGGUGGUCUUCCGUAGCCUUGCGAUGGCGAAAAUGUCGUCAGUCUCCACAACAUCCAGCACAACCACAGCUCCUGCGACUCUCACGUUCGAGGACAUAGCCACAUCCUUCACUGAAGAGGCAAAUCGUCAGCACGGAAAACUGAGAAUGAAUGCACGCCCUGGGUCAGAAUACGCCAAUGCAGCCACCAUUCCCCAGAACUCAAAUGAAAGACGAGUGAACACCUCUACUGGAGUGCGUAUUCACAAGAACAAUCCAAAAGGGGUUGCUUGUGAAAACACUGCUUGCUCUGGACUCCCUCGCUCACUAAUGCACGACCUCAACCACUGCAUGCAAGCUGGGGGUGGAAUGGAGGGCAAGGCCCCUUGGGCUCAAUGGGGAGAUCGUGCAGGCGGGAAACGCAAAGACGUAGCAGCCGUGUCCGUAGAACCAAAGUCCUCGGCAACUUCCUCCACCACAGAGACAUCAGCACUUGCUGCUUCAGAAACAGCCACUCACCAUCACGAAUGGUCUUGCGCGCUCAUCAAGGCAGUCGAAGAAGAAUCACUGCCAAGGGAGGAAGACUUAGCUUGCAUUGCCAAGCAAGUACUGUCGACCAUCCUGGACUCCGGGACAACGUCGACGCUCAUCACUGACAGAAGCCUCUUCUGGACCUACAGUACGAGCGACAAAGUCACCGUGAAGACUGCGAAUCAUGGGAGAUUAGCCACCUCUGGGAGAGGAGAUUGCGUUGUGGAACUUACCAUCGGAGGACGCACACAAUGUCUACGGUUGAGCGAAUGCCUCCACGCACCGGGAGCGAUGAUUAACUUGCUAUCUGUGGGACGCAUGAUCAGUAAGGGAUGGGCAUGUAACCACAUAUUGCAGUAA
Molecule: messenger RNA, 1401 nt
Organism: Suillus clintonianus
Lineage: Eukaryota; Fungi; Basidiomycota; Agaricomycetes; Boletales; Suillaceae
Exons: 1
Coding region: 1-1401 (466 amino acids)
Source: RefSeq, a predicted model, not a curated record